Musa acuminata AAA Group (dessert banana) is the source of this 459-nucleotide messenger RNA. RefSeq names its product probable CCR4-associated factor 1 homolog 7. NCBI's taxonomy places the organism in Eukaryota, Viridiplantae, Streptophyta, Magnoliopsida, Zingiberales, Musaceae. Gene Ontology annotation, cellular component: CCR4-NOT core complex; CCR4-NOT complex; P-body. The record is from RefSeq and is a predicted model, not a curated record. The transcript has a single exon. Bases 1 to 459 code for a protein of 152 amino acids. Gene Ontology annotation, molecular function: poly(A)-specific ribonuclease activity; nucleic acid binding.
AUGGACUUCAAGAAGAACCAGGAGGAAGGUGUGGACGCGAAGUUGUUCGCGGAGCUCUUCAUCCCCUCCGGCACCGUUCUCGACGACUCCGUCUACUGGGUAGCUUUCCAAAGCGCCUUUGACUUCGCGUACCUGCUAAAGAUCUUCACUUGUAAGCCGUUGCCGGAGACUCGGGAAGGGUUCUUCGAAAUCCUCCAAAAGUUCUUCCCCCUCUUGUACGACAUCAAGCGCGUGAUCCAUUUGAAUGACAAUUUCCACGGAGGCCUCAACUCGCUAGCUACCUUGUUGGCGAUCGACAGGGUCGGGAUCGCCCACCAUGCCGGCUCCGAUAGCUUCGUCACGGCUCUGGUCUUCCUCAAGCUGCGGGGCCACCUCCUUGUUGGGUCCAUGGAGAAUUAUGUCGGCUUGGUGUUUGGUUUGGAUGCGGAGACUGCACAGAUUUUUAGCAAGAAGUCAUGA